AUGUCUUUGGAUCCUCAAAUCAGAAAAAUGACAGAAGACCAGCAAAAUCAAGUUUAUAUUGAAAUGAUACAAAUAGUUCAAAAAGUAAAAACUUCUAAUAAUUCUGAUCAAAUUCAACCACAGUCCAUUCCUUCUUCAAUUAACAAUAGUACUUUUCAACCCUUGCAAUAUUCAUAUAAUAAUAGUAACUCAUACCCGACAUACCCUUUCAAUUUCCACCUACCAACAACUUCAUACAUUUCAAGUGCCUCACCAACACCUUCUACAAAUACAAAUAUGCCCAUAAACUAUGAACCUCAUAAUAUAGCUGGGAACAAUUCUAACAUUCACAGACAUCAAGUAUAUUACCCACAUACCCAAUCAUCUGCUCUUACUCCACAACUACCCGUUACACCAAAUAAUACUGCAACUGUUAACUCAUACUAUUCACAAAAAAACUCCCCUCACACUGAAUCUUCUACUACAUCUGUACCAACAGGUCACUCUGACAAUAGUUACUACACUAAAAACUUAACUCCAUAUGACACGGGUAACACAAAUUCACAAUAA
Molecule: messenger RNA, 549 nt
Organism: Myzus persicae (green peach aphid)
Lineage: Eukaryota; Metazoa; Arthropoda; Insecta; Hemiptera; Aphididae
Product: hypha-specific G1 cyclin-related protein 1-like
Exons: 1
Coding region: 1-549 (182 amino acids)
Source: RefSeq, a predicted model, not a curated record